Molecule: messenger RNA, 381 nt
Organism: Protopolystoma xenopodis
Lineage: Eukaryota; Metazoa; Platyhelminthes; Monogenea; Polystomatidea; Polystomatidae
Source: the annotation of a GenBank genome assembly
CUUCUUGACACAAGCCUUUCGAAUCUUGUCCAACGUCAGGCUGUCGUCGACAGCCUUCAGCAGACGCUGAUUCACCUUCAACAACAUCGGCUUGGUCAGAUUCUACAGUCAAAGCCUGUGAGUCUUGGAUCAUCGAUGCAACAAAUGCUGGCUCGCGGCCAAGUCAGCUCUGGCCAGACGGCAUCUGCCGGUCAGAUUCAGACGCCACUCACUCUAUUUCAGCUGUUGGGAAUUCAAUUGGGUCAGAGACAUCUGGACUUGAGUUGCCUUGGUCGGCUGACCUCUGAUGAAUUUGAGACUAGGCGUGACUUUAGACAAGCACACGUUGGCCUGGCAACACAUAUCACCACGGUAGAAGUGGCCUGGGAAUGGUCAUCCUAG